Penicillium brasilianum is the source of this 4638-nucleotide messenger RNA. Lineage: Eukaryota; Fungi; Ascomycota; Eurotiomycetes; Eurotiales; Aspergillaceae. The record is from the annotation of a GenBank genome assembly.
GUUGGAAGUGAAAAAAAACCCUAACUGGCGUGGCCUGGCGUGUUGCCAAGCGCCCGGUGAGUGCGCAUAAUCAUCGGGCCUAAGCCUAUCAGUAUCCCCGUGAACCCCGUCUUCUCUCCACCCCCCCUCUGGUCGUUGCCGAGCACGGUCGGCUCGCCUGGAGAGAAACGCGGAGGGUCUCCACGGCAGGCCGGUGGGCUCCGUUCGGACUCGGCGAGUUGACAGCCUCCAUUCAGCGACCUUCCAUACUUCCAUAGCUUACAGAUUGGUCAGGAGCCCCAUCAUGGUCCAUUCGGUGGCUCAUCCGGGCCCAUCCUGGCCCAUCCUGGCACUUGGAAACGGCUACAGUACCCGAAUGCUUCUGUCGCCUGUCUGGUAGAGUGGUACACUACGUAUCCCGGCAUACUGCGUGCGCGCCAAGUACCGAAAAUCGUUGCAACCAUGCGGUCACUCCUAAGCACCCCCGGGAUCGCCUCAGUUCCCCGUAUCCGAAUCUCCAAAUUCUUCCGGUCCUAGACCCUUUGCGGAAUGGUUAUGCACGUCCUUCUUGGGGGAUUUUCCUCUAGGGUCUUUGAUUAUGUGGCUUCUUGGAAGGUCGCUGGGGGGGGUUUGUCCGGCUACGAAUUGUACGAUUGAUGAGCUGAAUUGCCGACUAUGAGUGGAUCUGUCGUUGAUUCCCAAACUCAUUGGCCAUUACGAGGAGAAAUUGCGCCUCGGUUGUCUGCUGGUCACUGAAGCGUGUACUGGCGUACUGUAUUUUCCAAAUCAAGGAGGCAAGGAGGCGAAAAAGUCUUUGAACCUCACUUUCCCAAGGUAUUGCCACAGCCCCUACCAAACCAUGGUCAUACUUGUACUCCGUCCUCCAUCCUUAAUGCAUCCAUCCUUAAUGCAUUACCCCGUGGGCUAUUAUUGGAUUAGAUAGUCCCAAUGUUAUAAUUCCGUCGGAUUGUCGCAGUGAUUCGUAAGACUCGCUAUCAACCCCACGACCUCGACGAAAGGAUUGGUUAGAAAUCCUAAUCAACGAGGGGGUCCCACACCCCACAAUCGCCUCUCCACACGAUCUUCUCCUCAAUCUCCUCUUUCCUUUUCCCACAUCUCUAACCAUCGAAGAUGGCGUCGCUAGAGAUCAUGCCAGGGCCGCCUAUCUCGUCUGUAUCAUCUGCAGGGGUCAAGAAACUCGUGUGUCGCGUAUGUCAAAAAGGAUUCACCAAGGCUGAACAUCUCCGAGUAAGUCGAUUCCUCGAUUCCUAGUCCCCACAAAUUUGAGGGGCAGUUAUCAGAUAUGCCAAGGCAAUGCGAAAGAAAGAUAGUCAGAGCGAGAAAUAGGCUAACGCUUAACCGACACAGAGACAUGAGCGCUGUCGUAAGUCUUGCAUUCCUUCGACUGCUAUUCUUUUCUCCGGCCAUUAUAUGUCGGCCGGAUCACCCGUCUCCCUUCCACCAGGGAGAAUGGCCAGGCAAAUCAGCAUGGCAACAUGAAUCCCAACCGAAAAACACUUACCCCCUUAAUAAAAUUCCGUCGGCUGACCGGAAGUAUGUCUUAGACACCGGCUCUAAGCCUUAUGUCUGUAAAGAAUGUCACCGGCCAUUCGCCCGCCAAGAUGCCCUUACCCGCCAUGAGAAAUUGCAUCUGCGGGACAUGAAUGCGAAGCAGGGCACAUCACCACAGUCGGUGCCGCCCCCAUCGGCCUCGCUGGAUUCAAUGGCCUCGUGGGAUGCUCGCAGUACCUCUACCACGACGGGUCCGGUCUCGACGUCGGCCACUAGCCGAUCGUGGGAUGAGCCGCAAGUAGCUCAGCAUCAGGACAUGGACACUGUCGCUACUGAUCUGGAUUUUGCCCUUGUCUGGCCGGAUUCUGAGAAUUUGUUUCAGAGUCUAAUGUCUUCGGAUACAACCGAUCAAUGGCAAAUGCCGCUGGGCACGCUGCCCUUUCCGCCCGUAGUGCAAGAUGUGAAUGGAAUGAAUUUUGGGUCACCCAAUUCAUUUGACGAUCGGAGUUCUUCCGUGGGUGCCAUCCCGUCUGGCGGUGGACAUCAGGCUGUGCGUGAUGUGACGGAGAUGAUAACUAGCUCGUCCUCGAGUGUCACCGCUGCUGUCAAAGCCACGUCAAUCACAUCAGUCUUUCUCGAUGAAUGCCUGCACAUGUUUUUUGUUCGUUUCAUCCCGACCUUCCCCAUCUUGCAUCGCGCGACGUUCGUCUUCCGCGAGUGCACCCAUGCGCUCCUCCUCAAUGCCAUCGCCAUUGGGUCUUUAUACCUAGGUCCCUCCGACUCCGUUGCCAAAGGCGAGGCUUUGUGGCGCCUGGCUCACACGGCCGUUGCAACAUCAUGGCAGUCCUUGAUCACUCACAACGGGCCUUAUGAUGCCUGCAAGGGAGUUCAGUUGAUGAUAACCGCAUUAUUGGGUCAGAUCUAUGGGGCGCUUUCAAAGAACCGAGCCGUUCGCACCACAAGUCAAGUCUUCCGCCCACUCGGCUUCUUCUGGGCUCGUCACUGUGGCAUGUACGAUAGUGAACCCUAUUCGAUGGAGAAUCUCCCUUCUGCCGAGGCUCCUCCAGCUGAGAAGGAACAUCAAUGGCGUAUAUGGGCUGCGCGGGAAAUUCAACAGCGUGCCCUUCUGGCAUACUACAUCCUCGACGGUCUUGUGGCACAAAUGUCUGGUGAUGGAGCAUCCGCCCGCCACGUCUCCAAUUCGUUGAGCCUUCCCAGCAGUGAAGGAGCUUUUGACGCCAAUACCGCCGAUGAGUGGCUGGCACACAUGCACUCGCAACAACCAGAUCAAUCAUCUUUCCGUGUCGUCUUCCGAUCUUUAUUUCCCCCAGUCGGCAACUUCCGAGCGCUCGACUACCAAUUCUCUGCAUUUGCUCUUCGCGUGGUCCUGGAAGGCCUACAGUCCCUGAUCUCCGACUGCGAUGAACACGAUCUCGCGGUUGGUGUCCCGGGACGCUCCGAUGUACGCCGUGCACUCGCUCAAGUACACGAGACAAUUUCAAUGAGCAUCCAUUUCUCUGCUGCAGAGCGGCUAGAGAUCCUCCUUCGUUGGCACACCGUCUGUCUAGACACUAUGAUCAACUCCACGGUUCUCUCUCGACAUGUCUGCUCUCGAUACAACAUCCCACAGUACGUCUCGGGUGGCUGUCGAACAGUUCGGCCUGACUUUGAUCUCCUCAAAUGGGCCAACACGGAAGAUGCCCGUCGUGCCGUCCUUCAUGCCAUCGCCAUCCAAGAUAUUGUCGAGCAACUCCCGCGUGGACGUGCCCAUGUCGUACACAUGCCGAGCUCAUUAUUCGCAGCCGCCACCGUCUACGUUGUCUUCUCACUGGCCGGUGUUGCCACGGUCAAUCUCCCUCGUACGAUAAUCUGGCAAGACGCUCUUCUCUCCCAUUCAGACCUGAAUCUCGGUCACGACGACAUUCGGCCUGCCUCUGGAUCUGAGACGAGACGCUUUGUCGAAACCGAGCAAGCAAUCACACCCGCCCCGAUUGGCGGCACCGUUCGCAACCUUCUGUAUGAAUUGAACUCCAUGCAGAAGCUAUUCCGUUGUCUGUCUUCCCAGUGGGGUAUUGCGCACGACAUGGAAAAUAUUAUCGCUCAGUGGAUUCAAUUAUGUCACUCGUGAUCGGAGCUGGACUCGGGCAAUGGAGAGGUUUGUAUUCAACUGUAUAUAGUUUAGCGGAUAGGAAUGACCAGUAUAAUGAGAUCAUGAAACAUGAAACAAAACCAAUCCAAUCGCAGGAGUAAACUUUGACAUCGCUUGCUCCCGUUCGACUGGAUUUAUAAUUCAGUCUAAGUUAAAAACCUAUCGUGAAUUCAACGGUUCGAUGGCAAUAUGGAGAUUAUGAGACUUUCUCUAUCAUUCUCCAUGAAAGUAUUCCGCCUACCUUCGAGGUUGACAACUCGUCCUGUCUCAAUGAUCAGACCCGUAGAUAAGCCAUGUAGGCCCUACUGCUCCCCAAUUUCGUCCCAUAUAGCUCUCGAAUCAAAUAUCAAAUGUGACGGCUAAGUAACGGUUGACUGACGGUUGACUGGCGGAUAAAGAAGUUCAUGGCACUCUGUGUAUUUCUCGUAUCCUUGUUCCCAUGAUCCGCAAGCACAUACUAUAUCCUUGAAGACUGACGGAACACAGACAUAACACAUGCUAUGGCGAAUGGAAUCCGUCCCCAAGACCGGCAUACCUCCCAGAAUGGCGAACAGGGCUCUUCAGACCUCCACGUCUUCCAAUAUCGCAACAAUGCCACUGACGCGGUCAAAUUCCUCAUUGUGCAAUAACAGAGGGCUGGCACCGAAACCCAGGACGCUGUUUGGGAGCAAGCCGUUGAUUAAUUGAGUCGGUACCUAAGCGCCACACACGGUAAACGUCGGCCGACAGCUCGGACUCCUGUCUACGGAAUAGUUGCUGUUGUCCAGGAGAUGCGUGUGUACAAGUACGACGACAUCAACGAGGUGGUUCUGAACCGGGCAGCACGAGGUAUGCGUUGGGAACUGUGGGAUUUGGAGGAAAUGGGCAAGUCUGGCAAAAAUUCCGGAUCACAGAAUGACUACUAGCGAAUAGCGUCAUAUCUAUGAUGAAGAGUCAUUUCCACUCAUUCAAAGUCGGGUUAUGAGACUUACUACUCCAUCCUAGGUGGUAGUCUGCCC